CCGCCGUUGUCCAAGAUUCAUUGUAACCAACAUUUGUCCCACCAUGAGUGCCCCCUCUGUCCCAGCACAAAGGCUCCGUCGUAGCAUUGCGUGUGACGAGUGUCGACGGCGCAAGCUCCGCUGCGAUGGCCAGAAACCGCAGUGCGGAAUUUGUCUAGAGACAGGAAUCGCGUGCGAAUUGACGCCGCGCAGGACUCGAGGUCCGAAGAAAGGUCACUUACGGGAUCUGAAGAACCGACUCGUACAGCUGGAGGGCCUGCUCGAUGGUCGCUUGCCAGCACAGAAUAUACAGCAAGAUUCUUCGGCUGCUCUGACGGAAAAUCGUGGCGAUGCAUCUGGAGCUGGGCUCAACCUGACUCCAGCGUUAUCUCCGUCAAGUUUAUCCAAUUUCGGUCAAGAUGGAAGCGGUGCGACAGAGACUUUGACCCCCCCGGGGGUUACGACGUCGUCUACUUUGGAGCAUGGGCCACUCUUGCAGGUGCGGUCCACGCCCACUGUGCCUUCUCCUUGCCAACCAACUUCCUCUCAGCCCACAAUCUCCACUCCGGGCGGUUCCCUUCCGCCCAUGACAAGGGCUUUGCAGGAGGAAUUGGAUCAACUCUACAUGGACAGGGCUCACCCCUCAAUUCCCAUUCUCCACCAGCGGCGAUACAUGACAUGGUCCAAGUCAACGGCACGGAAUGAAUCGCAACGGUGCUUGCAGUAUGCCAUGUGGGCAAUGGCCUCAUUGCUUUCCACCCAAUUCCGGGACAUGUUAGAGUUACUGUACCAAGAAGCAAAGCGGAUGUUGGAGCAUUUGACAUUGGAUGGAGAGGAAGAGGAUACUACCAGCAUUGGGACAGAGCUUGCUCAGGCAUGGGUGCUUAUCACCGCGUUUGAGUCGAUGCGGGCGUUUCAUCGGCGAGCGUGGAUGAGCGCGGGUCGUGCUUUUCGCUUGGUACAGGCUCUGCACUAUCAUGAGAUCGAUAGCCCAACCAAAAAGCAGGGUCUGAGCCCGCCUCUAGAUAGGGACUCUAUCGCGGUCGAAGAGAAGCGCCGCGUCUUUUGGAUGGCGUACCUUCUGGACCAUCUCAUCAGUCUGCGUGACGAUUGGCCCAUCACGCUGAAUGAGCACGUGAUCUGUACCCGACUUCCAGCGCCCGACUCCGACUUCCAGAACGGGUGCCAGGAGCUAGGGCCGCUGCUCUCCGAAGCCAUGACGGACGCUUCGCUCAGGCUUCGAUCUCCCUUCAAUGAGUGUCUCAUCCUCGCUACCAUAUGCGGCCGUAGUCUUCUCCAAAGCCAGCAGUAUCAAAUAUCUACGGCUUACGGGGGUACGCCAGUCGACUGGGCAGAGCAGCAGAGAUGGAUAAACACACUCCUCUUAAAUCGGCUUCAAGUGUUGUCGCAGUACUAUCCCGCGCCGACCGAGUCGAACGACCCCUUGCUACUCUUUGCGCAUAUUGUGGCGCAGGCAACUGUGAUAUAUUGCUGCAAAACUAUGACAGACUCGGCCACAUUACAAGAGUCCUCGGAGAGAACCGGCGACUAUAACCAUGCUCAUCGAGCCCUGGGGGCAUCUGAGCGUAUUAUUCACCUAGCAAAGACACUUCCCGAGCUACCUAUAUCGAAGGUCCACCCUUUGAUGCCCCUGCCCUUAUUCCUGUGUGCCGAGUUCCUGUAUGACAGGAUGAGCACCGAUCCAGCCGUUCAUCUGCCCAUCCAGGAGCUUUUCGACGUUUUUAGUAGGCUUAGAAACGUCAAUGACCUUGAGAAGAGCUACUUGGACCUGCUACCACGGUCUUGUCUAUCGAAAACCGCGGAGAUGGUUGGCCUCUGUUUUGAUACGAGCUCGAGUGGUCCUAGUUCAUAACACUUUCCCCGGCCCUAUCUAAAAAAAAUAACAGCUCUUUCUCUCCUUCGAUAAUUUCUAUAAUUUAGUGGCAAAUAUAAGUGAUCUUGAAAAUAGGCCUACGAGCCCUUCAAUUACCAAGGCCGUCU
Aspergillus calidoustus is the source of this 1980-nucleotide messenger RNA. NCBI's taxonomy places the organism in Eukaryota, Fungi, Ascomycota, Eurotiomycetes, Eurotiales, Aspergillaceae. The record is from the annotation of a GenBank genome assembly.